Messenger RNA from Rhopilema esculentum, 679 nucleotides. Its product is annotated as PHD finger-like domain-containing protein 5A. Gene Ontology annotation, biological process: mRNA splicing, via spliceosome. Lineage: Eukaryota; Metazoa; Cnidaria; Scyphozoa; Rhizostomeae; Rhizostomatidae. The record is from RefSeq and is a predicted model, not a curated record.
UUUGGGGAAGAGACUAACUGGCCUAAGUUGAACGAGGAGUCGAGGAGCUAACAUUGAUAAAAACGUUCUGAGUUCUUGUUUGACGACGCACAAGAGUGCUGCUCUGUUGGGAAGAUAUUUGUAUUAUGGCGAAACAUCAUCCAGAUUUGAUUUUUUGUCGUAAGCAGCCAGGUGUUGCUAUUGGAAGACUCUGUGAAAAAUGUGAUGGUAAAUGUGUCAUUUGUGAUUCUUAUGUCCGUCCUUGCACAUUGGUUAGAAUUUGUGAUGAGUGCAAUUAUGGUUCUUAUCAAGGAAGAUGUGUCAUCUGUGGUGGUCCUGGUGUGUCAGAUGCCUACUAUUGCAAGGAAUGCACUGUUCAGGAAAAGGAUAGAGAUGGAUGCCCAAAAAUUGUCAACCUUGGAAGUUCAAAAACAGACUUAUUCUAUGAAAGGAAAAAAUAUGGCUUCAAGAAAAGGUAAUGCCGGGUUGAAGGAUGUUUGCACCUUCAUGUGGCAAUAAGAAAAGGAAAGGGGAACAGAAACAGUCGUUAAUAGACAGAAAGAUGGGUCAUCUGGUUGUAUUACAACUAUGGAACAUUGUGAAGAUAAACAUUUGCAUUUUUUUAUUUCAAGCAAAGUCUGUAAAUUCUAUCACACUAUCUCUAGAACUGUUUUAAUUUCUCAAAAACCGUAUGUAGCAA